Molecule: messenger RNA, 1714 nt
Organism: Jatropha curcas
Lineage: Eukaryota; Viridiplantae; Streptophyta; Magnoliopsida; Malpighiales; Euphorbiaceae
Product: cytochrome P450 94A2
Molecular function (GO): iron ion binding; monooxygenase activity; heme binding
Source: RefSeq, a predicted model, not a curated record
GUCCGGAAUAAAAAAAAAAAAAAUACAUAUACAAUCAACUAAAAAACAAUGGAGCUUCUCUUUCUACUCUCAUUUUCGCUUCUCAUCUUCUCGGCACUCUUCAUUUUCUUCACAACCAAACACUCCAAAUCAAAACAAUCCAUCUCUACUCAUCUCCCAAAAUCAUACCCAUUAAUCGGUUCUUCUUUUGCUAUUAAAGCGAACUUCGACCGAAGAGUCCAAUGGACAUCUGAUAUUCUCCAAACUUUACCUUCUGCAACAUUUGUCCUUCACCGGCCAAUGGGGGGCCGUCAAAUUUUUACCGGAAACCCUGCAAAUGUCCAGCACAUUCUCAAGACUCAUUUUCACCUUUAUCGGAAAGGUCCGGUUACUCGAUACACUCUUUUUGAUUUUCUUGGUAACGGAAUAUUCAAUGCUGAUGGGAACACAUGGAAAUUUCAGAGACAAGUCGCUAGCCAUGAAUUUAGUACCAAGUCUCUUCGUAAAUUUGUUGAGACUGUUGUUGAUACUGAACUCUCUGAACGCUUAAUUCCAAUCCUCUCUGUUGCUGCUGCAAAUAAAACAGUCGUUGAUUUACAAGAUAUUCUUCAAAGAUUUGCUUUCGAUAAUAUAUGCAAGAUCGCAUUUGGGUAUGAUCCUGCAUAUCUAUUACCAUCUCUCCCACCAAUGGACUUUGCACAAGCUUUUGAAGAGAGUAUUAGAAUUAUUAGUGACAGAUUUAAUUGUGCUUUUCCUAUAAUAUGGAAAAUCAAGAAAUUUUUUGGCGUUGGAUCUGAGAAGCGACUUAAAGAAUCAAUGUCUCGAGUACGUGACUUUGCCAUGAAAAUUGUAGAAGAAAAGAAACAAGAACUUAAAGAGAACUCAGCCCUUCAUUCAGUUGAUCUUUUAUCGCGAUUUGUGAGUUCCGGCAUUUCGGACGAGACAUUUGUAACCGAUAUUGUUAUUAGUUUCAUAUUGGCUGGACGAGACACUACAUCUGCUGCGUUAUCAUGGUUUUUCUGGUUAAUAUUCAAAAACCCAGAAGUCGAAGCCGAAAUUCUUAAAGAAAUAAAAGAAAAAUCAGAUGCGCCGAUUUUUGAAGAAGUGAAAGACAUGGUUUAUACUCACGCUUCAUUAUCUGAAACUAUGAGGCUUUACCCUCCAGUUCCGGUAGACUCUAAAAUGGCAAUGGAAGACAACGUUUUACCAGACGGCACGUUGGUGAAGAAAGGAACAAGAGUCACGUACCACCCGUUCGCGAUGGGGAGGCUGGAGGCGCUGUGGGGUAAAGAUUGGGCUGAUUUCAAGCCAGAGAGGUGGCUUGCCAGAGACGGAGAACAUAAGAAGUGGAAUUUUGUCGGGAGAGACGCGUAUACCUAUCCUGUGUUUCAGGCUGGGCCAAGAAUUUGUUUAGGGAAAGAAAUGGCGUUCCUGCAAAUGAAGAGAGUGGCUUCGGCUAUUUUAAGUAGGUUUAAGGUGGUGCCAGCGGCAGAGGAUGGUGCUGAGCCCGCUUUUAUUGCUUAUCUUACUACGAAGAUGAACGGAGGGUUUCCGGUUAGGUUUGAGGAAAGAAGCGUGCAAUAAUUUGAUUAAUCAUUCACGAGUUAUUGAGCGAAUAAAAUUGUUGGCUUAGUGUAAUUUGUUAGUUAAUCGGUUUAAUAUUUCAUGGACUAUGAAGUUUGUUUUAUAUUAGUGGACGUUGUAAUUUAUGUAAAUCAAUCAUUAUUUUCAAGAA